AUGCGUUCCAGUAACGGUGACAGUUGUGCAUCAAGCAACGCCAGUGGCAGCAGCAGCAACAGCAACAGCAAAGCCUCUUCUGAAACAACUGGCCGUCACCCGGUGUACCGGGGAGUGAGGCGUCGGAGUAGUGGGAAAUGGGUUUCUGAAAUUCGGGAGCCAAAGAAGCCAGAUAGGAUUUGGUUAGGAACAUUUCCUACACCAGAAAUGGCAGCUAUUGCUUAUGAUGUUGCUGCGCUUGCUCUUAAGGGUAAGGAUGCUGAACUCAACUUCCCUAACUCGGCUUCUUCGUUGCCUGUUCCUGCUUCUUCCUCUGCCCGUGAUAUUAAGAUGGCUGCUGCUAGUGCUGCAUCUGCUCUUGGAGCUGCCAAGGAUGCAUUAAUGGCUAUUGAAGGAAACCGAGGAGGGAAUGUUUCAGUGGCACAAGAUAUGGCAACGGGGAAUGAGUUUGUUGAUGAGGACUUGAUCUUUGAUAUGCCAAAUGUUCUGGUUAAUAUGGCUGAAGGAAUGCUUCUUAGCCCUCCUCGAUUUGACAUUGCUAGCGAGUAUGCUACCCCAGAAAACUUGGGUGAAGACCCAAACCUGUGGAGUUUCCCUUAUUUCCCAUAA
Messenger RNA from Gastrolobium bilobum, 609 nucleotides. RefSeq names its product ethylene-responsive transcription factor ERF024-like. The transcript has a single exon. Gene Ontology annotation, molecular function: DNA-binding transcription factor activity; DNA binding. Lineage: Eukaryota; Viridiplantae; Streptophyta; Magnoliopsida; Fabales; Fabaceae. The coding region runs from base 1 to 609 and encodes 202 amino acids. The record is from RefSeq and is a predicted model, not a curated record. Gene Ontology annotation, biological process: regulation of DNA-templated transcription.